CACAAUAUUAGCGUCGAAAAACCAACUAGGCAAAUACUUUUCGGCUACAUGACUGGGUUGCUAUUAUUAGUGUCUUAUAGGAUUAAAACAUUUCAGGUGGGAAACUAUUUCCUCGUGAAACUAGACCCAGCUGAAAAAUAUAUAACUUGUUUGUCGUCGGCAACAACACUCGAGAAACGGAAUGCCCAGCCGGAAGUUGUUGCCGGACACAGCGAAGAAGCUCCGUGAGAGCUCCCAGGGGCUGGCCGGAGUGGCGGAGCGAGUGCGGCGCGACUUCCUGUGUGAGCUGAAAGAUUCGGGACUGGUGAUGCACGUGAGAGGGGAUGAUCGUGAAAUUGUGGAACUUGCGGCCGAAGCGCUGGAAAUGUCCGUGAACGACAGCCGCUCAAACGCCACCAAGACCCUGGGCCCGCACGGUACCGUGAUCUGGAUGUUUAGGGACAGAGAUGCCAAACAUAUACAGCAUUUAUUCGCUGCGGAUCUUGCGGAUGUAAGGCAAAUUAGAACUGUAGCAGUGACUUUAACCCCGGACGAAUUCAACCCAAUGCUGCUGGAAAUCAAAUGUGAUCAGAAAGUGUACGGAGAAGUGAAAAGGUACAUGAACAAGCUGCAGAACCGGCUGUCGACUGUGGUAUCAGGGACGAUGCGUGUGCAGACGCGCGAGAAACCGUUGGCGCGCCAGUUUGAGCGGCGGCUGGUGGACGGCCGCGUUUACUGCCGGAUGUACUUCGGCAAGGAGCUCGUUUUCUUCGGGAAGAUCUUCUCACAGGUGCAGGCGGCCAUGGCGGACUGGGAUCACUUCCGGGAUCAGGAGAUGGGCAAACUCUGCGCCGAUACGGUUAGCCGGAAGUUCACCCGUUCCCUGCCGGUUCCCGUUCUGAGCCAGCUGCGGAGGCAGAAGGGUGGCAUGAAGCCACUCAUUCACAAGUUGCGUAACGACUUCCUCUUAGACAUAGACUAUGUAGAGGGAGAAGAUGCCUUCAAGUUGAUGAGCGACAUCGGGGACGUGGUCGACAUGGCGUACGACCUGCUAUGUAGCAAGGUGAAGACCCCCAACGCCAGGACCGACCGGCACAGGAUGCUGGGCACCCGAGGAACGGUCAUUUGGACGUAUAAGGACAACCUGGCAAGGCAUUUUAAGCAUCUUUUUCAGAGGGAGCGUGAUAUGCUGAAAGACAUUAAGUCUACCUAUGUACGAUUUUCGCCCAGCUUGACUAACCCCCUCAGCGUUGAGAUCAAGUGUGAGCAAUUUUCGUAUGAAAUAGUAAACAAGAUUAUGCAAACUGUGGAACAAGACUUGAUGGCGUGUAAGUCGCGCUCACUUCCGCUUGAGCGUGGAGACCGACAACUGGCCGCCCUGUUUGAGCGGAUGGAGCCGGCGGGGCGGUUUUACUGCAGAGUGCUGUUUUCCGGUAGGGAGUUGACGUUCUUCGCUCGGAACGAUGCCGCGACGUCCGUGGGCAUAUCAGAGUGGCACAACUUCAAGCGCACACAAAGUGAUAAAGUGACGAGAGAAGAAAGGGAGAACCGGAAGCUGCAGGAAAAAAAUCUUAAAGAGCAGGAGAAGCGCACGGCCCGGCAGCGUCUUGGGGAAGAGAGACGCGCGGCCCGGGAGAAACAGGAAGAGGAACGGCGGCUCAAGCAGCAGGCGCGUGAGGAGAAGCAGGCACGGCGAAAGGUCAAGUUCCUGCCAGACGUGAAAGAAGAAAACGGCGAAGAGACAAGCGAGCCGACAGCGUCUACCUCCAAACAAGAUUUACGACAACCAGCUCCGACUGUAGACAUGGCAGCAUUGACCUGUCCCGUUUGUAAGAAAAAUUACGUGAAGUUGUCGGAGGCAGGAACCCGUCUCAUGACGACCAAGUGCAAGCACAUUGUGUGCCAGCCGUGCAUCGAGAAGGCCAAUUCCGGUCGCAAGGGUUGCCCCGUGUGUAAAACAAAGUUGCUCAAGUCGGACCUCAACUUUGUCACGCUGCUUCAGAUCAAUCCAGGGCAUUAGGACGCGGUCUAACUUUCCUUGAAAUGUUCAAAAGUUAAAUACAGGCCAGUAGGCGCCAAGUUUCUUCCUAAAAGUUAUGUCAUAAACUAGGUUCCGACAUGUUACUAUUGCCGACAUUCCAAUAUUGUGCUUUGUAUUUGCGACAUUUCACUAUUGUGCUUAUCAUUGCCGACAUUUCAUCAUUGUGCUUAGUAUUGCCGAUACAUCACUAUUGUGCUAAGUAUUGCCGACAUUUUACUAUUGUGCCUAGUAUUGUCGACACUUAGUAUUGCCAACCACAGUGGCUUGAUGACAAAGGCUCAUUAAAGUCACA
This is a messenger RNA of Mya arenaria, 2312 nucleotides long. RefSeq lists its product as uncharacterized. The transcript is spliced from 7 exons. Gene Ontology annotation, molecular function: metal ion binding. NCBI's taxonomy places the organism in Eukaryota, Metazoa, Mollusca, Bivalvia, Myida, Myidae. The coding region runs from base 182 to 1999 and encodes 605 amino acids. The record is from RefSeq and is a predicted model, not a curated record.